Cornus florida is the source of this 1084-nucleotide messenger RNA. RefSeq names its product transcription factor MYB14-like. Bases 137 to 901 code for a protein of 254 amino acids. The record is from RefSeq and is a predicted model, not a curated record. Lineage: Eukaryota; Viridiplantae; Streptophyta; Magnoliopsida; Cornales; Cornaceae. The transcript has 3 exons.
UCUUUGGAUAAAUAACUCACACAUCAUUUUGAGCUCUGAGUCUCUCAACACACAGGGUACUGAAGAUUCAAUACAAGUAGUGUGUCUAUAUAUAUAUAUAUAUAUAUAUAUCUACCUGAGAAUCAAUUAAUUUAAGAUGGUAAGAGCUCCAUGCUGCGAGAAGAUGGGACUGAAGAAAGGUCCAUGGACACGCGAAGAAGACCACAUAUUGAUCAAUUACAUUAAUCAAUAUGGCCACACCAAUUGGAGGGCACUUCCUAAACAUGCCGGUUUGUUAAGGUGUGGAAAGAGUUGUAGGCUCCGGUGGACGAAUUACUUGCGACCUGACAUUAAACGGGGGAACUUCAGCAAAGAAGAAGAGGACGCCAUUAUCAAUUUGCAUGAAAAAUUAGGAAACAGAUGGUCAGCCAUUGCAGCAAGACUGCCGGGACGUACAGACAAUGAAAUAAAAAAUGUGUGGCACACCAACUUGAAAAAGAGACUCAAAAAAAUUCACUCCUCUUCCAACUCCAAAUUACACUCCAUCAAUGAAGCAAAACCCUUGAUUAAUCAUCCGAAUCAAGAGACACCGGAUCUCCAACCGGAUUCCCCUCAACAUUCGCUGAGCGAAAUCUCCUCUGUCAUCACCAAUAACGUGUGCAUGGAGGCCGAUGCGGAAGUCCUAGACAAUUUCCCUCAAGUUGAUGAAAAUUUCUGGUCGGAGGUGCUCUCUGCUGAAAAUUCCGGCAGCACCAGCGAUUUUCCUGCAGUCACGGCGGAGGAACAACUUCAAUUUCCUUUGUCACCGUUUCAUGCCAUGGAAUAUGUGUACGACUACAAUUCAAGCGUUCAUGAUGGCAUGGACUUUUGGUACAACCUUUUCACAAGAGCUGGGGAAUUACCAGAAUUACCAGAUUUUUAAUUAAGGAUGCAACGAUCAUGUCAAUGUAACUCUUUUUUCUUAAUAUUUAAGCUUCUGCUAAAGAGCGAGGUUUGAUUUAUUUGUCUCCGGAUUUUGACCGUUAAAAAGUUGGGAUGCAGAAAAAUCUUUGUUAAUUGGUUCCUCCGUGUAACAAAAAGAGAACGUGGCAUUCAUUUUAUUCAA